AGCGAACGGGCCGCCGUAGCUUCAGUAAGCGGAAGUGAGUGUGUUGUGGUGGGUUUGUUGUGACAGCGCCGAGUUAAUUUCCACAUUUUUCUCUUUUAAACUGUUUAAAAUUUCAGUCCUCACGCAUCUCACGUUAGAGUGUUUUUGGGAAUGGCCGCGGAGUUCCUGGUCAAGCUGUAUGAAUAUUCUCCUGUUUUCUACAUCAGCGUCAUUUCAGUCUGCUUCAUCAUCACCGCAGCGGCUCUGCUGGGCUAUGGGUUUGGCUUUGAUGUCCCGGUGAUCCUGCACAGCUCUGAUGAAGCGGAAUCUUUCUCCUCUGUUCCAGAGAAGAGGAUGGUGCAGGUUACCAAUCCCUUCGCUCUGGAGAUGGGCACAACAGCGGGCACAGUAGCGGAUGGAGUGGGUUUGCGGCCGUACUGUCUGGAGGACUGCAUGCUGAGCUGUUUUUGGGGCUGUGAAGUUCAGGCUCUUCAGACUGCGCUGCAGAAACACCAGCACGGACCCAGACUGUCCACACCGCACUCAUUCCAGGAGGCCCUGCAGUUUCACUACCUCCACUGCCAGACCUUUCAUGUACAGAAGGAGGAGAGGGAGGAGUGCUUUACUGAGCUGCCGGUGGAUGUCGGGGUGUGGGAUUUUGGGUCUGUCCCGCGGGAUCGUUAUCCGUUAGUGGCUGUUUUAACUUUGGCUAAUGCUGAGCACAGAGACUCUUACAAUAUAGUCGCCAGUGUAACGGUGGUCCAUGUUCCUGAUGAUAAAUACAGGCUGUCUGCGAGGAUUCUGUUUCAGUUUCUGCUCACGGCUCAGGGGAACAUGUAUGAUUUAAAGCCUCUCUUCAUGUCGACAGAUAACAGCGAGCAGUCUGGAUCCUCCAUGGCAGACCUUGGGCCACAGUCUAAACCACCUGAAGAGGAAGGGGAGGAGCCAGAGGAGGAAGAGGAGGAGCCAGGAGUGCCAGGCAGAGACUGUGUUGUGUGUCAGAACGCACCAGUGAACAGAGUGCUGUUACCAUGCCGACACACGUGCGUUUGUGACAGGUGCGUGACGCGGUUUCAGCACUGUCCGAUGUGCCGGGCUUUUGUGGUGGAGUCCUUCGCUUUGGCCAAUCAAACACUUCCUGAAGGUGAAGUGGAGGAGUGAAUUACGUUAUAUACUACGUUAUAUAUAAUCGAUAUCAGUGUUAGUGUUAAAGGAAUACUUCAGUGUUUUUUAUUUCUAUCUGCUACAUCUGCAGUGUACAGUCUAUUAUGAUGGAUAGUUAUUCCCCUGUAGAUGGUAAAGAAUACAAAACCCACUGACUCACAAAAACCCAUUGAAACUUUAUAAUAGAAGUCAAUGGACAGAUGCUCUGAAAUAUUAAAGGGACACUUCAGCCUUGUCCAACCUAUCUGUCCAACCUAUCUGUAGCACACAGUUCAUCACCACAGACAAUAACUAAAUUGUACUUGGAAAAGAACAGAAAAUGCAUCAUCUAAAACACAGUUAUAGUGGAAUGGCAGCUCACCUGAAGUGUUAAAGGGAUACUUCAGAAUUUUCCAAUCUAAUCUCUAUCUACUACAUCUGAAGUACAUAUGAUUUUAUGAUUUAAGAAUUGCCAUGUUCUUAUAAAGGAACAAAAAACUUUUAUAAUGGAAGUCAAAGGGCAGAUGCUCUGAAGUGUUACAAGAACAUUUUAGUACAUUUAAACCUAAUUUAUAUCUGCUGUAUCUGUAGCUUAUAGCUGAUUACCAGACAAUGAUUUCCCUGAACUUAUAAACAUAAAUAAAAUAAAGUAACUUAUUAUAACUGUGUUAUAAUAGAAGUCAGUGGGCAGAUGCUCUAAAAUAUUAAAGGGACACUUCAGUCUUGUGUGUAGCAGAUAGACUUUAAUGUAAAAUCGCUACAAUCAUUCAUUAAAGGAGCUGAUUCCUUUAUUUAUUUAUUUUUUUUGAGUGAUUGAAGGGCAUUUUGUAGCACCUUAAAGGAAAUGCAGACAGUGAACUCCGUGGUUGACUAAGAAGGACAUUUCAGAAAUUCAUGUUACAUAUUCAGAUUGUAAAAUAUGUAGAUAGUAUGGAUUUUUAUUUUCUUAUGUGUUUUUUUAAUAUGUAAAAUGGUUUAAAAGUGUUAAUUAAUCAUACCUAAAUUAAUAUGUAUGUACAUAUGUAUUUUAUUGUAUUACUAACUGCUGAGGCAAGAGGAGCUACUGCAUGUUUUCAUGUUUAUGUUUUCUUGCUGGAAAACGUUUUGGAUGAGACGCUUCAAGUCAGAAACUAAUUAAAAUCAAAGAUAGUGUUAAAAAACGGUUCAGUUAGAGGUGGGUGAUACGGCAAAAAUCUAAUAUCUUGAUACUUCAGGAAAUUUUCACGAUACACAAUAUUUGUUUCAGACAUCUGAUCAGUUGGAUAAGAGGAAAAAGAGCCAAUAGUGCUGCAUCCUAAAAUUGCUAACAAAAACUGUAAACACAACUAUUUUUGUUCAAUAUUUGGCACUAAAUCCAGUUAAACAGGACUAAUGUUGCUCUCUUUAUAAUGAAACAUGCAAUUGGUCAGUGUCUGCAAGUACUGACGAUAUACACAAUAUGUUCAGAAAAGCAUUGUUCAAACCAUUGUAUUCUAUUUUACUGCGACAUAAUCACAAUAAUGAUAUAUAUAUAUAUAUAUAUAUAUAUAUAUAGAUAUAUAUAAUGUGUGUGUGUGUGUGUGUCAUAUUGCCCAGCUCUAGGUUCAGUCUACUGUAAAAACUGCUGUAUAUACUCACUGUACCAUACUGAUUCCAUAGAAAAAAAUAAAAAUAAAUUCUGGACUUUUGAUUAAUGUGCUUAGUUUAUAAUAAGGCUGGGCCUUCUUAAAAAGGACUUAUUCAUCUUUGUUAUUUUAUCAUAAUUCAAAUUUACAUGAUUUCUUUUUUUGUUACUGUGCCUUUAAGACUGAUAUGAGCUGCCCUGUAUUGAACUUCAUUCAGGAAGCAGUCCAGGCUAAAAGACCCUGACUUCAGUGUUAGUGGGCAGGGCUAAACUGCUGUAGGCUGAACUGGAUGUUAAGGUUUUUGUGACAUCACAAAGAUAAAUUCAAAAUGUGCUGUUUCUGUACUUUCCCUAUAUGGACUGUAUUGACUGGGCAGUACAUUCAAAAUCUUUAGCAAUGUUUACAUACUGUUUCAAAGCAUUAUUAACAAAAUAAGCACAUAAAGCACCUGUUCAGUAUCAAACUUUAAUGAUUUGAUAAACAAGGCAGGAACAACGCUUUAUAAUCGGGACAUAGAGGGUUGUAGUAUGAUUUAAAUGUUGGAGGCUUACAGACGAGGCCAAUAGUCGAUGUGUUUGGACUACGGAACACACACGUUUCCCUACAGCUGAGCUCACGGGAUAGUAAAAUCCUGAUAGUAACAAUCAGAGGGAGCUGCUGGCUGUCACAGUUCACAAAACAUAAUAAAAAGAAAAGUUUUCUGCAACUGA
Molecule: messenger RNA, 3436 nt
Organism: Colossoma macropomum (tambaqui)
Lineage: Eukaryota; Metazoa; Chordata; Actinopteri; Characiformes; Serrasalmidae
Gene: cgrrf1
Product: cell growth regulator with ring finger domain 1
Exons: 6
Coding region: 151-1140 (329 amino acids)
Biological process (GO): negative regulation of cell growth
Source: RefSeq, a predicted model, not a curated record